AUGCACCUUUGCGAUGCUCUCUUAAACUACUAUGCGGACCCUAAGCAUUUGGAAAAAGCAGAGGCCAUGACGCAGACAAUGAAGGAACUAGAGCUAGUAAAAGCGUUGUCUUACAAUUGGAAUCUAACCCUCAAUUCCAAGAUGGGAAAAAAUGAGGAUGUAGAAAUUCUGAUGCAGGAGAUGGAAGACAAGGGAAUUUGGUGCAACAAAAAUGCGUUCAAGAUCUUGGUGAAUGGUUAUGCAGGUUCUUCCAAUAUUGAGAAAAUGGAGAAACUUCUGAUGAAGAUGGAAAGAGAUUCUCGGAUCAACUGGAAAGUUCGUGUUUCUGCCGCAAAGGGUUACUUGAAAGCUAGCUUUACUGAAAAAACUUCGACAAUGUUGAAGCGAUCAGUUUGGGAGGAGUGGUUAUCAAUGAAGACAUGGCCUGACAUUCUUUUUCCAAAUGCAAUGAUUUCUGGUUAUUCAAAGAAGGGUCUUUGGGAAAAGGAUGAGGCAUUUGUAAGGAUAAUAGAGAGGAGUGGGAUGGAGCUCAAUGCAGAUUCAUUUGUUCAUUUAGCAGCUGGAUACUGUGUUGCUGGUCAGAUGGUGAAAGCAGCCGAAUCAAUAAAGAAAGCAAUUUCUAAGUACACCAGAAAGGAAGCCGAAUACCAAGGCUCUAUCUGCAUAUCUGAAAUGCCAGGGAGAAGUGGAAGCAGCAGAAGAGCUUUCCAAGCCAGUUAUGAAGCAUUGUCAUUUCGAUCCAGCUAUAUAUGA
This is a messenger RNA of Populus euphratica (Euphrates poplar), 753 nucleotides long. RefSeq names its product pentatricopeptide repeat-containing protein At2g20710, mitochondrial-like. Gene Ontology annotation, cellular component: mitochondrion. The transcript has 2 exons. NCBI's taxonomy places the organism in Eukaryota, Viridiplantae, Streptophyta, Magnoliopsida, Malpighiales, Salicaceae. Bases 1 to 753 code for a protein of 250 amino acids. Gene Ontology annotation, molecular function: protein binding. The record is from RefSeq and is a predicted model, not a curated record.